AUGCUGGAUGAUAAUCGCAAAAUUGGCACACUGCUGCUCGGCUUGGGCUUCGCGUUCCUGAUGCUGGGCGUGCUCAUGAUCUUCGACGCAGCCAUGCUGGCACUUGGCGACGUGCUGUUCCUGAGCGGUGUGGCGCUCACCAUUGGUCUCUCGCGCACGGUGCGCUUCUUCACGCGCAAGGAGCGAUGGCGCGGCAUCGUGUGCUUCUUGGGCGGCAUUCUGCUGGUCAUGCUGCGCUACCCGGUGAUCGGUAUGAUUAUCCAGAGUUUCGGAUUUCUCAACCUGUUUGGCUCCUUCUUCCCUGUGGCUGUGGCAUUCCUGCGCCAGACGCCUGUGAUCGGUAAUGUGCUCAACCUGCCGGUGAUCAGCGAGGUUGUCGAUCGACUAGCGGGAGCACAGAAGCGCGGAUACCAAGUGUAA
Phytophthora nicotianae INRA-310 is the source of this 420-nucleotide messenger RNA. RefSeq lists its product as hypothetical. Gene Ontology annotation, biological process: endoplasmic reticulum to Golgi vesicle-mediated transport; retrograde transport, endosome to Golgi. The transcript has a single exon. Lineage: Eukaryota; Oomycota; Peronosporomycetes; Peronosporales; Peronosporaceae. The coding region runs from base 1 to 420 and encodes 139 amino acids. The record is from RefSeq and is a predicted model, not a curated record.